ACUUGUGCCAUAAACAUUAUAGAUGACAUCAAUGUAUAUUUUCCAUUCAUAAAAUGUAUGGAAGCGAAAGAUACAAUGCCGGAUAAAGCUGCAGAGAAGUGCGCAAAUGCUAUGAAAAUAGAUUUAGCUCCAAUUAUGUCAUGUGCAAACAGUGACAAGGGAAAUUUGCUCGAACAUGAGAUGGCUUUGAAAACGGAAGCAUUAAGACCAAACCAAACGUAUGUUCCAUGGAUCACAAUCAAUGGGGUUCAUACAGAAAAGAUGCAAGAUAUGGCACAAAAAGAUUUACUGAGUCUGAUUUGCGACACAUACAAG
Ruditapes philippinarum (Manila clam) is the source of this 315-nucleotide messenger RNA. RefSeq names its product gamma-interferon-inducible lysosomal thiol reductase-like. The transcript is spliced from 3 exons. Lineage: Eukaryota; Metazoa; Mollusca; Bivalvia; Venerida; Veneridae. Gene Ontology annotation, molecular function: oxidoreductase activity, acting on a sulfur group of donors, disulfide as acceptor. The record is from RefSeq and is a predicted model, not a curated record. The annotation marks the transcript as partial.